GAUAGAAACUCAUCCACAACAUCCCGAAUCCCAACUUUGUCUGUUCUGCUUCGCUCGCGGGCGCGCUCCUCUCCACUCCUCCGAUGGCGCCGCCGCCCACCAGCUCCUCAUUCCUCCGCCCGCCGCCGCUGCCACACCACCCGCACCCUCGCCUCCAUUUCCGCCCACCCUCCGCCUCCUUCCGCGUCUCCGAGAUACUUGGCGGUCGGGGCCUCUGCAACGGCGAGGUCGGCGUCCGCAAAGAACUCACCUCCGGCUCCUCCGCCUCCACCACCACCUCCUCGCCCGCGCCGUCUCCUUCUCCUUCGACGGAGUCUCCUCCGCCCGCGGUUGAUCUGGACGCGUUCGACAAGGAGAUGAUGGGCCUCACAGGCGGCUUCCCCGGCGGCGAGGUCGGUCUCAAGGACUUCGUCGCCAAGAACCCGCCGCCUCCUCGUUCCAAGAAAUCAAAUUCCCAGCUUGUUGCCCCCCAAGCCACCACGCUCUCCGCGCCACCGCGGACGCCGGAGUUGCCGCUGUUCCUGCCGGGCAUGGUGGUACUGGUCAAGAACCCCAACAACGCCUACUACAUGUACUGCGGCAUCGUGCAGCGCGUCACCGACGGCAAGGUCGCCGUGCUCUUCGAGGGAGGAAUCUGGGACAGGCUCAUCACCUUCAAUCUCGACGAGCUUGAGGGCAGGGAGAAGGGACCGCCCAUGGUCAACCCCAAGUCCGUCGUGCUAGAGGAUAUUGUCGCGCAGCUUGAGGAUGACGAUGAUGAUAAGGAGGACGAAGCGGCCAAGAAGGAGAAGGAACCUGAGGGCGCCGCGGCAGCGGCAUGACCACGCUUCUUGUUCCUGUUAUAUCAUCCUCUGUGUGUGUGUAUGUAUGUAUACAGCUAAAAUAAAAUGUUUGGGGCUAAUUAAAGGGAACGAUAAUAUAGCUCUUAUAAGUAUAUAUAUAUAUAUAUAGUUGGAAUAUUAGUGUGAAUUGGGGGCAUGGAACAAUUGCCAUAUGUUUGACCACAUUGGCCUGGAUGGCUUCUCCUUGGAUUCUUUACCUUGUAAUAAUCAGAAUGCUACAAGACUGUUUCAAUUUAUAGUGAGGAGCUGUGGCAUA
Molecule: messenger RNA, 1098 nt
Organism: Sorghum bicolor (sorghum)
Lineage: Eukaryota; Viridiplantae; Streptophyta; Magnoliopsida; Poales; Poaceae
Product: NAD(P)H-quinone oxidoreductase subunit S, chloroplastic
Exons: 1
Coding region: 84-821 (245 amino acids)
Biological process (GO): photosynthetic electron transport chain
Source: RefSeq, a predicted model, not a curated record